CCAUAUUGGCAGUUUAGUGCGAUACGAGGGGUUAGCGACGUGUGUUGGCGUUUCUUAAAGGUUUUCUAAUUAUUAAAAAUAAUAAUUAUCAAUAAGACGUUUAUUGAAGAUCGGUAUUUAUGUUGUUAUGUAGAGUUCAAGUGUCAACAGUUUUGAAUAUCGCGGGUUAAGCAUUAGUUCGGGUAUUUACGACAAUUGUCACAGAGUUCUAUUGGCGGUGCAGAUGUUCUCUGUUUCUUUCAAGUGAAAUCCCAUGUGCUAUGGCGGGAAUAAAGAUGAAUUAAAGCGUUUAUGAAUUGACUUAUACUGGCUAUGGCAGCUGUUGCUGACAUGGGGGAGGUUGAUGAAGUGCAUUCUAAGGAAGAAGGUAGUGUUGUGAAUGGCGAGUUAUCAAAUGAUGUUGAUAUGGACAAUCAAGAUAGUCAAGAUAGUAUUAAGAAAAGCAGCCUGCCAGAUUCAAUGGAAGUUGAUGAGAGUGAAAAUGAGAAUAUCGAAGCGAAAGAGACGACGCACGAAGCUGUGAGCACAACUGAAGAGAGCACUGAAGAAAACACCGCAGAAGAAAGUUCUGUGGCCACCGAAAAUUUAUCAGAUAUUAAUGAAGAUGAAAGUAGCCAAGAAACAAAAAUGAGUGAAGAUCAAAUUGAAGAAGGUCCAGAAGAGAUUGAAGAGUGUGUUGAGCACCCGGAUGAGGAACCACAAAGAGAAAAUAAUGAAAAUUCAGCAUCUCCAAUCGAAGACCAAGACAGUAAAGAUGAAACUUGUGAUUCCAUAGCAACUUCUGAGAAGCAAGAUGAGAAACAUGAUGAAAUAGAAAAAGAUGUGGACUGUGAAAAUAAAAUUGUAGAAAUUAAUGAAGAAGAUGAAGUUCACGAGAUAGAAUCUGACGAUGAUGAUAAUAGUAAAGGUAAUAAAAUUAAUUGUACUGAUGAACCAAUAGAAUUAAAUGAUUCGGGUGGUGAGGGUGACGGCGAUGUUAUGAUUGUUGACCCGCCUAAAGAAAAUGGUGAAGUUAUAGAUUUAGAUGCAACCCCCGAAAAGAAAAUAAAGUCUUUGUUGGAAUCAAUAACUCCUAGGCGGAGUACGAGAAACUUAAACAAAAAUAGAAGUUAUGCAGAAAGUGAUAAAGAAGAGGAAGAGGCAUCGGCUCAUUCCUCUGAAGAAUCCGACAUUGAGGAAGUUCUUCCUCAAGAUCCCCUUGCUUGCAGCGAUGCUAUAACCGUGGAGAAAGUACCUGCUGACAAAUCAAAAUCAGUGGCAAAGCCUUCAACGAUAGUUGUAAAAGACACUAAAAGAUUGGUAGAAAUAGCUUCAAAGUCAAAUAACACUUCUCAGGGUAAGAAAGAACCUACCCUCGUAAUUAUCGAUACUAAUUCAAUAUUAUCAGGCCGAGGUCCUGUUCCCGUAAGCAACAAGACUCCUUCCUCGGCAAUAUCUACCUCCACUUAUCCCUCCAUGCUCCCCAUGGCUCUUCCUGCCCAAGGAAUGUACCCUCCCAACAUGAGAGCUACUAUAACACCUAUUCCUAUGAACACUCCAAACAUUACAUCGACUCCUCCUCCGAAAACUUCUCCCGCUACUAUUACACCAACAUUGGCCACACCGUUACUUCCCACACUCACCGACGAUAUGUUUGUGGUUGAAGCGCCAUCGUUUAUCGUACCUUAUGUUUACGAGAAACCUCCCGUUAAAGACUUGAGGGAUUUUAUAAAGGGACUUGAGGCUGUAAAGGUUAACCAAAAAAAAUCAGAGGAUGCGGAAAACGAAGAUGGAGAUGGAGAGAAAAGUGAGGAUGGAAGCAAAUCCAAAAGUGAGGAUGGAAGCAAAUCCAAAAAAGAUGAUGAUGAAAAGCAAGAUGCAGUAGAUAAGGAAGACACCAAGAAAGAGGAACCAAAGAAAGAAUUUGAUGACAGUAAAAAACCUUACUCGUAUUUCGAGAGCCCUCUUGGGAAAUUCUUUAUCAACAUAGGUUUUAAUAUGGUUCAGGAGUUCGUACAGUCUGAUUUAUUAAAGCAACAGAAACGGAAACGCGACAGGGAAGGAGGAACCAACCCUGAGACAGAAAAAACAAUAAAAUCAUUAGCUAAGAAUUUAGAAUACAGUAAGGAAAAUAAUGAACCGUUCAAAAAUCCUAUUAAAAAAUGUGAAUUCUGUAACUUCAAAACUGAAUCUGCAUUGGCGAUGGCAUAUCACUUGGAGACGCCACACAUGAAGAACUUCGUAUACAAGUGCAACUUUUGCCCGUACGAGGUGCGAAGUCCUCACGACAUAUUAUUCCACAUGGAGGCGGAACACGCCGUCAGAGGUCACCUCGAAAGGGCGCCCGCAUUCCAUCAGUGUCCCAACUGUCCAUUCGAAGACAAUCAGAAGGGUAAAUUGUCUCGACACUUGGUGGCUUGUAUGCGGAAAUUUAAGCCCGAACGGAAUCUCGAGCCCCCAGUGGACUGGGAACCCCCCGCGAAAAUACCAAGAGUGCCUAAGAUGAGACAGCAAGGCCUUAAUGCUACGGCGGCGGCAUAUCAGGCAAUGUCGAAGACGUCUCAGUACCAGUUCCUAUCGAAGAUGCAGUUGCAGAGCACGCAACAGGCGAUGCAGAGGGGUAGGGGACGGCCAUCGCUAGGAAACGUUAAACCUCAGACUGUACUUAGACCAUCGGGCAUGGUAUUUAAGCAACAAGCGAUGGCCGGGGGCUCUGUUUUGGUGCCCACAAAUUAUCAACUUAGCGGAAAUCAAGUGUUUCAGGUGGUGGGAGGACAAGAUAUAAGCGGCCGGCUUGGUAAUCCUGGCCACAUGUUUCUCCCCAACAUGCCUUCCGCCUCUAGCACUAUGGCCAUACAGACUGCCAACCAGGGUAAGAAACCUACCCAACAGCCGAGCAUCUCUAUUACGCCCUUGCCCCGGGUAACGACAGCUACCGCAUCUCCUGUGGCUCCCGCCAAGCCCGGCGACACUACCUCAAAGAACUCUUUCGUUAUUUGUGAAAUUUGCGACGGAUACAUCAAGGAUCUGGAACAAUUACGGAAUCACAUGCAGUGGAUACACAAGAUUAAAAUUCAUCCAAAGAUGAUAUAUAAUAGACCACCUCUUAAUUGCCAGAAGUGUCAGUUUAGGUUCUUUACUGAUCAAGGUUUGGAGAGGCAUUUAUUAGGGUCACACGGACUUGUCACUUCUAGUAUGCAAGAUGCGGCGAAUAAGAGCAAGGACUCUGGGCGGUGUCCUGUUUGCGGAAGGGUAUAUCAGUGGAAACUGCUGAACCAUGUGGCUCGGGACCACAACAUGACGUUGAAGCCCGCCCAUCUGUCCUAUAAAUGUACGGUGUGCACCGCGACGUUUGGAAUGUACAAGCAGUUCGAGAACCACGUCUACUCGGCCCACAGCGUGGUGGCCAAGCGCGUGAUGGAUAAAAAGAGUGCCUCGUCGUCGCCAGCGGCGGCCAAUAAAAGUGAUCAGAUGAAACCGCUUAAAAUAAAUGACGAAAUCACAAUAAUUCCCCAGCCGGCGAAAUCCACUAACGGGGCUAGCAAGGAAGGCAGCCCCUCUUCUACAGGGUCAAACAAUUCCAGAAAUAGCACUCCGAGUACUAGCAAAAGUAGGUAAAUUAUUUAAUUAGAGAAAAGUGGCACACAAUGGUAUCGUUAUAUCAUUUAUUUAAUACUGUAUACAUACUGGCCUUUUAUAAUAUAUAUUUAACGAUUUAAUUUUUGUAUCGAGAAAAGUGUAAAGUUUAGUAAACAAUUAAUAGUUGUAGUAACUGUAAGAAGCUAAAUAUACAAAUACAAUUUUUAUCAAUUAAUUAUUAUAUAUACUCAUUUUGGAAGGGGGCUCGUGUGAACCGGAAAAGGAGCUUUGCCCGUCCUCGAAGGAACCUUGUAAAAGACCCGCUAAAUAAUAAAAAUAGGAGUAAAAUUUUGCAAAUCUUUACAAAGAUUGUGAUAUUCUACUUUAAAGAGAUCUCAACUCUGGAGCGUCUAAAAGUUACAGAAAAUAUUCCCAUGCAUUAUUUACUCGCUAUUUAUUUGUAUAUAAUCAUUUACUGUUCUCUCGUUUUGUUUAAAAAAUGUUAAAUGUAUCAGAAUAUUAUUUUUAGAAGAAAAAAAAAGUGAGGCUGCAACUAGGAAGUAGAGAACAGUUGUUAAAUUGAUACAGGAGAGAUUGUAGUUAACAGUACUAUACGUAAAAGUAAGGACAUUGUAUUAUUGUAUUAUUUAUUUAAUAAUAAUAAUAAAUAAAGCACCAGCAGUUGUUUCUUCUCUUAGGAAAACUUAUUUUCGAGAAUAUGCGAAACAACACUUUUGAGUUGACCAUAAAUCAAAGACUUUGUCGUAGCGUUUUUUGUGUCGCUAGUCCCACCACUACUAUGGUAUUCAUUUGGCAAUUCCUUAGUUUUUAGUUUUAAAAAUGUAUGUUCUUUUCGGUGGUUUAUAAGUAACACAUGAAAACAUUUGUGGAAUUGUUUUUUAAUAAAAUGAUAAAAAAUUA
This is a messenger RNA of Anoplophora glabripennis (Asian longhorned beetle), 4479 nucleotides long. It is a transcript of the gene MEP-1, whose product is annotated as MOG interacting and ectopic P-granules protein 1. Gene Ontology annotation, biological process: regulation of gene expression. The coding region runs from base 313 to 3597 and encodes 1094 amino acids. Gene Ontology annotation, cellular component: nucleus. Lineage: Eukaryota; Metazoa; Arthropoda; Insecta; Coleoptera; Cerambycidae. The transcript has 6 exons. The record is from RefSeq and is a predicted model, not a curated record.